GACUUAUCAGGUGGUUGCUUAGCGGCAUGGAGGAGGAGGAGGAGGAGAAGGGGAAGGAGAGUUAGCAAAAAGUGGGGUGAGACAAAUGUAAUUUGCGUUGUUGAGUCUGACCCUCAGCCCUCUCCUCUGGCAGACCAGCCCAGUCAGUCCUCAGCAGCAGCAGCAGCUCCUCACAGGACAGGGAGCCUACAUGAGCGAGAAAGCAGAAGCUGUCUGAGUUCAGAGAAGAAAAAGUUGUGAGUGUCAGAGUCAGCAUGGCCGGGGGCUCGGUGUCUGAGUGCAAGGAGUACUUGUUCAAAGUGCUGGUCAUCGGGGAAUUAGGCGUCGGGAAAACCAGCAUCAUCAAACGCUACGUGCACCAGCUUUUCUCGCAGCACUACAGGGCGACGAUCGGGGUCGAUUUUGCGCUUAAAGUUAUCAACUGGGACAGCAAGACGCUUGUCAGGUUACAGCUGUGGGAUAUCGCAGGUCAGGAGCGAUUUGGGAACAUGACACGAGUGUACUACAAAGAGGCUGUGGGGGCGUUUGUGGUGUUCGAUGUGACACGGGGCUCCACAUUUGAAGCGGUUGCUAAGUGGAAGCAUGACCUGGACAGCAAGGUGAAGCUAGCUAAUGGCAACCCUAUCCCAUCAGUGCUGCUCGCUAAUAAAUGUGACCAGAAGAAAGACAUCUCCAACAGCACAGCCCUAAUGGACAAUUUCUGCAGAGAGACUGGCUUUCUAGGCUGGUUUGAAACCUCAGCAAAGGAAAACAUAAACGUGGACGAGGCAGCUUGUUUCCUAGUAGAGAACAUCUUGGCUAAUGACAAAGGAUUACCAUACGAGGAGAGCAACGGAGACCGGAUCAAACUGGACCAGGAGACUGUGGCUGCUGAGAGCAAGUCAGGCUGCUGCUAACACUCAGUCCGUUCACAUUAGGCAUCCGCCUCCCUUUGGCAGGGUCCAACCCGCUCACCCGGCCUGUGGCUCCUAGCCCUCUGCUGCAGCCUCUCAGAGGAAUAUGAAUUGUUUUGGGUCUCCAAAGCUCCAGGAUCUCCUCCUCCACUCUGCACUGAUGCCCAUUUGAUUGAAGUUUGUCACUGUAGCUUUCCCUAGGCCAGAAUAAAACAACAAUUUUAUCUUGAUGUUUAUGUCAGCCCCCUUAGCUUUCUCCUCCAUGUUCACACUUCUAAACCACAGGAUCUUUAUUAUUGUGUUUUUUCAUUAUAGAUUUCUGCAUUCAAUACCAGCUGUAAGCCCCAUCCAGCCCCCCACACUUGAACCCUGCCGGUCUCCCCUUUGCCCUGGACUAAACCAUUCCUAAAAAAAGGGUGCAGGUUGUACAACAAAGUAGAAAACUACCUGUAUCCUCUGUCAGUUUGAUCAACUCUCUCGUAAUGUCCUUUAUAUUCAAAGUUAUCUGUAAAACAAAACACUUCCUUGUUCAGUGUUUCUAUAAUAUUUCUUCCGUUACCAUACUUUAUGCCCCUUAAACAACUUUUUCACUGCACUCAUAUGUCUGUGUCCCUGCUGUUCUUUAGACUUCUAUUUAAAAUGAAGACACAAGUUGAACAUUAUUAUUGCGUCUGUCUUUAUGCCAUAUUUUCUUAAUGUGCCAUGAUGCCAUGAUUUUUUGUAAUGUUGAUUAGAGGGGAACACUUGUUGUUGUUUUCUCAGACAUUUACAAGAACACAGUAUUUCAGGAAGAAACAUUGUAUUAACAGUACUUUGUAUGGCACUGAAAAAAACUUUGUUCCAUUGUCAUUGCACCAGUAUGAAAAUGUAGAUCUUAUUUACAGUGUGUGUUUUUUUUUUAUAAUGUGUUGGGGCAUGCAUCAUACAACCUGUGGGAUGUCAUAAAAACAGAAUCCUAAAGAGGACUACACUCUUGUACAUAAAGAACGUAACCUGUUGAAGUGUUCAGAUUAAAUAUGAAGGAUUUUUUAAAACAUGGAGUUAAGAUUGAGUUUACAUGUGGAAUUACUUUAAAUCUUCAAGACCAAAAUAGAAUAAACAUUUUAACAGAU
Molecule: messenger RNA, 2005 nt
Organism: Notolabrus celidotus (New Zealand spotty)
Lineage: Eukaryota; Metazoa; Chordata; Actinopteri; Labriformes; Labridae
Gene: rab32a
Product: RAB32a, member RAS oncogene family
Exons: 3
Coding region: 255-896 (213 amino acids)
Biological process (GO): vesicle-mediated transport
Cellular component (GO): trans-Golgi network; vesicle; Golgi apparatus
Molecular function (GO): GTP binding; GTPase activity
Source: RefSeq, a predicted model, not a curated record